CCCCGACAAGAAAGGAGCAGGUCUCCCUCGGCCGCGCGGGCCGCCCGGAGGGAAAACGGAGGCGGACACAGUGCGGGGAGAAACACGAGCUGAAGCCGGAGCCUGGGGUCUCGCGGGCCGGGGCCCGCUGCGGGGUAAGGCGCAAGGAGCGAAGCUUUGUGUUUAAAAUGGAAGUUGAUGUAAAUGGAGAGUCCAGAACUGCCCUCUCCACCCUCCCUGUGCCUCUUGCAGAGGUGAGUUCUGCAGCCAGGAUGGAAGCAGAAAGGCCACGCUGUUCCAGCACCCCCUGCUCACCAUUACGGCAGACAGUUGCAGGAUAUCAGAUCCUUCACAUGGAUUCUAACUACCUGGUUGGCUUUGCAACUGGAGAGGAGCUGCUAAAACUAGCCCAUAAGUGUACAGGAAGUGAGGAGAAUAAAGGAGAAUCUGGUCCUAACUUGGGCUCCAAACAUAUUGAUUCAGGACUUCCACGUUCCUCGCGUUUGUACAAAACUAGAAGUAGGUACUACCAACCAUAUGAGAUCCCAGCAGUAAAUGGAAGGAGGAGACGACGAAUGCCCAGCUCAGGGGAUAAAUACAGUAAAGCUUUACCCUAUGAACCUUACAAGGCACUUCAUGGUCCCCUGCCUCUCCGUCUUUUGAAAGGUAAAAGGUCUCAUUCAAAAUCACUGGACUACCUCAAUUUAGACAAAAUGAACAUUAAGGAACCUCCUGACACAGAAGUGCUACAAUACCAGCUCCAACACCUUACUCUUAGAGGGGAUCGUAUGUUUGCAAGGAAUAGCACAUGAGCUAUCAUCUCAAAUUUAGAAAUGGUUUCUGAUCUUUUCUCUGUUGCUGCAAAAAUCCACUGUUGUACUGUGUACAUAACUUUCCACAAUAUAAGUGGUUUUAUCAGGUCAGUGUUACCAGAAAGUAAUUUAUUUGAAUACAGUCUUGACAGAUGCAAAUACUUGGAGAGAGAAAUCUUUGCUGAUAAAGCAACUUCUGAUGCAGAUUUGACUGCAACUAGUGGAUAUUUCUUUGGACGCAUUUUAACAAAAAAAAAGCUUUUGAUUUUUGGGAUUUUUUUUUUCUGUACUGCUUCAUCUAGUAUUUACAGUAAUUCAACACUGAAAAAUUGGUGAUGUCUGCCUGGUUGUUUCUAAUUUUGGCUUGAUGUUAGAUACUGCUUUUGGAUAAGUACUCAAGGAGUAUUUUUGGGUUUUCUUUUUGUUUCUGUAGUAAAAUGUAUGGGUUUUACUUAAAACAUGAACAGGAAAGUUAGCUUGACUGGAUGAAUCACUUGCUAUUUAAACAGUCCAAUUUAUUUUGAGACUGCGCUUGUGUUGGUGAUGUGGGUGAGAUUCAUUUGUAAUAGAAAACUUUGCUACUUGAAUCCUAUUAAAUUAUUUUUUUAGUUUCUGCAUGAAAGCAAUUGCUUUAUCCUUUUUAUUCUGUAAAACAUGUUCAGAAUAAUUAUUUCAGUUAUUUAAAGCAAAUCUUUUAGGAAGUGCAGGUCGUUUUUUGUUUUUUUGUUUUGUUGGGGUUUUUUUUACAUUGUCUUGAGACAAACUGGAAUGUGUGUACUGGUAUGUUGGUAAUGUUUUUGAUUUUGUGAUUUUCAUUUCAUCUAUAGUAACAGAAGGUGUCAACUUCAACAUAUCUUUGGAAAUUUGACUUGAAGCACUGAACACGAGCCCUGGAGGGCAAAUUGUUUCUUGACAAGAGUGCAAGUAAAAUAUUUCUUGUCAGCAUUGAAGAGAUGAUCUUGAAUUUUUCAGCAGAAUAAUGCACUGGCUUACUUUUGUUACUUAAUGAAUUUUUUUAUCUAAACGUGACAUUAAAUGCAGUUUUCACAGCUGUAUCCUAAGAUUUUGGUAACUUUAGUUUAAAAAUGAAAAAUAGUUUUCAUUCUUUUUUUUUAGGUGCAGUCUUUUGCUGAAGAAGUGCAAAACUUGAUUUUGCCUGAUGAUCUCUGCAGAAGUUAAAAAUAAUUUCAUAUUGCUUUGAAACGUGAAUUAUUUGAUCAAUUGUUUCUGAUAGAGUUAAGAUUUUUAUUUGUUUCUUUGUUCAUUGCUCAGAAUUACUAGAAAGCACUAGUUAGUGCAUGUGCUCUGGAAAAUGAAGAGUUCUUAGUCUAUCACUCAACACUUUAAAUUAAGGCAGUCCACUACUAAGCAUUUUGUGGUUUGGUUAUUUUUUUUUAGGUUUAUUAGAAAAUACCAAAAAAAAAAAAAGUGUCUUUUUCAAAGUUAACUACACUAAUUUAAAGUGUAAAUUUAAUGUAUUGAACAAUGAUCUUGAAAGUAAAGUCUUCCUCUAUAGCCUUUAGUUUGAAAAACAGAAUAUGGUUGAUGCCAAAGAGAUAGGGGAUUUGUUUAAGGAAUAAACACCACUGUUUAUUGAAAUAUCAACUUAAAUUGUAUUUCUG
Molecule: messenger RNA, 2413 nt
Organism: Pseudopodoces humilis (Tibetan ground-tit)
Lineage: Eukaryota; Metazoa; Chordata; Aves; Passeriformes; Paridae
Gene: MACIR
Product: macrophage immunometabolism regulator
Biological process (GO): negative regulation of cytokine production involved in inflammatory response; negative regulation of fibroblast migration
Source: RefSeq, a predicted model, not a curated record